AUGCCAAGCACUCCCAAACAAAAGAAGAGCCAAUCUCUUCCGAACUCUCCAUCAUCCAACAACAAGACCAUGACUCAAACACCAUCCAAAAACAACAAUCAAGUUUCAACACUCACCAUUGAGAACAACCAUCAUGAUGGUUCUUCUUCUUCUCAUCGGAACCCAAUGAAUGAAGAAGACCUUCGACAAUCUCUCACCACCAAUCCUACCACCACCACCACCUCUACCACUGGUACUACUUUAACAAAUUCCAAUUCCACACCUGAUACUACUACUACUUUAACAAAUUCUACACCUCUCAAAUGUAUCUUUUCAACCACACACAACAUUGAUAGUAAAUUCAAACUCUUGGAAAGUGUGGAUGAAAUUAUUGAUUUAAAAUCCUCUCAACAACAUGAUUCUGAAUAUAUUCUGACUCUUUGUAAGAGAAAUAGUGGUUCGAGUGAUGAAUUCUAUACUCUUACUUUCACUCCACAAGAUUUGAAAAAAGAUUCUUUUUCUCUUGUGAAAAUUCCAAACAAGAUGAAAAUUUCAAAAUCAUCGACGAUUCAAUUUCAAAAUGAAUAUAUUGAUAUCAAUCAAGAUCAUGUGUUGCAUACAUUGAAAGGAACAUCAUUGACCAUUUCUUUAAAGAAGUAUAUUUUGAAAUAUUCCUCAUCUCUUGAUACCAUAGAAUACAAAUAUAGUAAUUCUCAAACAUUGCUAUAUUUAGAUACAAGUAGUAAUACUCUCUAUUCAUUGAAUUAUAUUCAAAAUAUACACUCACCACUUGUUACAUUCAAGAAGGAAUUUAAGAAUAUUUCAAUAUUUGAAUAUGGACAUGUCAAUAAUCAUCCAUCCAACAAUGAUGUGAUGAAUAAUACUUUAAUGACUCACAACACUGAAAUCUAUUAUGUGGUAUCCAUGCAUGAUGAUCAUUCCAAUUAUUAUAUACAAAUUUGGAAUUCUACCUUUAAUAGUGUGAUGAAAUAUUCAAUCUUGACUCAACAAGAUUCAAUGAUUCUCUCAUAUCAACAUCCAUAUCUAGCAACCUCACAAGGUCUAUUUAAAUUAUUCAAAUUCACACCCAUUCCAUUUACUAAACCUAUACAAUUAAGAAAUAGACAUUUAACAAAUCAAUUUAUUGAAAUACCAAAACAAGAACAUUCCGGAUUUGUUUAUUCCAUUCAUGACUCCACUCAAUGGAAUCAAGUAGAACAAGAAAUGAUAAUGAAAAAGAAUAACUUGCUGAGACUCAUUUCAAAUCAAUCCUUGUGUGAAUGUAUCAAACAAUUGCCAUUAAUUGAAUAUUAUCAUAUUUUGUUGGAAUAUAUUUAUCAACAAUUGAUGAAUAAUAGUACUAGUCCUUUCUUCAGUAGUGGUACUACUACUACUAGUGCUAGUAUGACUACUAUGAACAACAACAACAACACUGGCACUAGCACUUCUUCACUCUUAGAUGCACUCUUUUAUUUACUUUCUAAUUCUAUUCCAAUUCAAAAAUCAAACAUUUCCAUCAUGAAUUCCUUGAUUCAAUUCUUGUUAGAGAAUUAUACUCCAUCUCAUAGACCAUGUUUAGAUUUAAUAUUGCAAUUGAACAUGUUAAAUGAUGAACAAAUAAUAUCCUAUUUGAAUGUUUAUGGAAAUGACAAGUAUGAAUAUGGUAUUCAAUUAGUACUCAAUACUCAAUAUAGAAAUGUACAAGUAUUGAGCAUGAUGAAACACAUGAAGGUAUUAUCAUUUGAUAUUAUUGAAAUGAUUUUGAGAAUAUUGAGUGGAAGAGAAUGUGGUGUAUUGGAAGAUCAUUGUGAUUCAAAAAAGUACACUCCAUCCACCACCAGUACCACCACUGGCAAUACCACCACCACCACUAUUGAAGCCUGUGUGGUAUGGACUCAAGUAUUAAUUCAUUCCCAUUUUGGUGAUUUUCUACGAAAAAAGGAAUGUUUGGAUCUAGUUCAAGAGAUUCAAUCAAGAUUGAAUGAACAUGUUCGUGAAUUGAAACAAUUGUCAUUGGUCAAGAGUGAAUUGGGUGUCAUUACGAGUGGAAUGACUCUACCAAAGAGAAUUAUCCUCUCAAGAGAAGAAAACAACAAGACAAAUGCCAUUCAUAGUAGUAGUAGUCAUUCGAAUGGUGGUGGUGGUGGAUUGUCUUUGAAUGGAGCACAUUGGAAUUCCAAUGUUGGAGAUUAUCCUCGACGUCGUGUGAGCAGCAGCACUACCACCAACACCACUAACACCAGCAGCACUACCAAUAAUACUGUCGUGGUGGAUGACUAUCAUGUGAGUGUGAAUGUCUAUUAUUAA
Molecule: messenger RNA, 2286 nt
Organism: Naegleria fowleri
Lineage: Eukaryota; Heterolobosea; Eutetramitea; Acrasida; Naegleriidae
Exons: 1
Coding region: 1-2286 (761 amino acids)
Source: RefSeq, a predicted model, not a curated record